Chara braunii is the source of this 3306-nucleotide messenger RNA. The record is from the annotation of a GenBank genome assembly. Lineage: Eukaryota; Viridiplantae; Streptophyta; Charophyceae; Charales; Characeae.
CUAAGUCGUCAUCCGUGUCCGAAUCUGGGUUGAAGCUGGUUCAGCGACAGCCACGCUGGCCCCGCGGUAACCUCUCCUUCGUCUGUCAUCUGCCCACGCCGCGCUGAAGCUGGUUCAGCGACAGCCACGCUGGCCACGUGCUGUGUUGCCGAUCGCUGUCUAUGGACUCAAGCGUCGUGUCACUCGCUGGAAAGCGCUCCGUGCACUUUUGAACUCGGCCUCCUGUCUCCCACGCACUUCGCCCGCUUGCCUAAGCACAGAGCAUUGCACAACACACACACACACACAAACACACACACACACACACACACACCCAGAGAGAGAGAGAGAGAGAGAGAGAGAGAGAGAGAGAGAGAGAGAGAGAGAGAGAGAGAGAGAGAGAGAUUCGUCGACGGGACAACAGAAGUGGUUGACGAAAGGGGGAGGGGAUUCUUCUUGUGCGUCGGCCAUUCCGCAGACUCGCCGUGGCCGGUGACGGGUUUGUGGACUUGCGGAGCACAGCAGCAGAAGAGGCAACAUGCAAAGUGUUAUUGUGUCUGCACAGGUACCGGCCACUCAGUUGCACACCCUUAUUCCAGCUCAAGAGUGGAGUAGCAAAGACAGCUUUGGCGGAGGUCUGUUGUGGCAUCAGUCCUCUGCAAAGGUUUACCGAAACUCAGAUCAAGGUGGAGUAGCACGGGCUUCUGCUUGGCGGUUGGAGACCUUGAGUGUCAAAGCAUUGAGCUCGACGGGUGCAGACAGGGCUGAAGCAUGGAUUUCACGAAGGAACGUUUUGACCGCCGGGACAGCAAUUGUUGCAACAGUCUCCUCAUUGGUGGCAGGUCCUGCUCAGGCAAUAGGUUUACCAAAGGGCUUCUCAGCAGUGGAGGAUACCAGGGAUGGAUAUAGGUUCUUGUACCCCUUUGGAUGGCAGGAAGUGUCAGUGAAAGGCCAGGAUAUUGUCUUUAAGGAUGUCAUAGAACCAUUGGAGAGUGUUAGCGUCAACAUCACUACGACUGACAAAAAGAGCCUUGCUGAGUUUGGCACAGCAGAUGAGGUCGCUAAAGCAUUUGUGGAAAAAGUUCUCACGUCCCCAUCUCAAAAACCAGAGCUUGUGGCAGUAAAGGAGCGAGAGACGCAAGGGAAAAAGUUCUACACGUUUGAGUUCGUAUCACGUGCACCGACGUACACCCGACAUGCUCUAAGCACCGUUGGGGUUCAGAACGGGAAGUUCUACACUAUCACAACAGGGGCGAACGAGCGACGCUGGGCGAAGAUGGAACCAAAGCUGAGAACAACUGUCGACUCUUUCUACUUCAUAUAUUGAUACUUCAUAAUAGUUCAUAUAUUGAUAAUUAGUGACGACAAAGAGCAAAGUGCCCUUGCAUGCCAAUGUUGGUUGGUUGCUCGUCGCGUUGCUAGAGAAUUUACUUUUCUUUUUGCAGUCUGGGCAAACAAUAAAUAGUACAUUCUGUCAAAGACAGCAAGGCAAUAAGAUUUUUCCAGCUCCUGGAUGAAGCGCUUUCGGUGGAAUCCAAGCAAAAGGGGAAAAACAUCAGCUUAGCUUUUUUGACUGGAUCUCUAUUGCACAGAUUGAGAUGUCCGGUAGGCUUGGGAUCUAGUGCUCCUGUCUGCCAUGAUACUUCCUCUGUCAGUUGUUGAUCGGAAGCAAGAACGGAAAAAAAAAGGUAACUCCCACUCCUUGAGAGCAAGAUAUUGGUCAUAAGAGCAAGAUCUUGCUCAUCACCUGCUGAGUUUUAUGAAUGGAAUUUUAUUUUCCUGUCUUGAAACGCAUAGACAUGAUGAAUUUUUGGAGGGGUGUGUCGUCGGUGGCCACACUCGCUGGCAAGCCAUGUCUGUGCAGUUGAAGGGCUGCCUGUGUUCCUAGUGUUAUGUUAACUGGGUUGUCAAAUUCGUUCUGGUUCACUUUGCUCCUCUCUUCUUGCUUUGCCGCCGUGCAAUUUUAUCAAUCGAGAAGCCUAAGUUUCCCGUCUGCGGGGGUCAUUUUCUGAAAUUUUUCUUACUAUAUCCACCACUUCCUAGAUUUGGCAGGGGUAGACCGAUUGAGGACGUCUGGCUGAACCAGGAUUCUAGACCCAAGGAAAAGACAGGACCCAUCUUGCUCAGUACUCUCUUUCCACUCAAGACCAUACUGAGUAGGGGAGGGCGGGGAUGUCUUCCAUGAUAGGAUGUCAUCAAUGGAUCGGUAUGUGAAUGCAUAUGCUUGUGCAGUGCGUCGUCGACGAACUGUGCUUCGUCCCAGUAGAGAGUGGGGUUGGCAAUUUCUGGUUGGCCGCUAGUGCCGAUAGGGAUAACGAUCACCUGAUGGAGCAGAGUGCCAUCCGUUGUAUAAAAGUAUGUAUUAGAGACCACAAACCGUAAAUGUUGUUCAAUUUCUGAUACUGAAAGGGUCUCGGAGCCAUGCGAAGUAACCCACUCCCCGCGAUGAGGACAUCCUACAGUCAUGUACAUUUGUAUUGGCCUUCUGCCCUGCAGGAUCUGCACCAAAGCAUAAUUAUUUGUGUCAUGAACAGCAUUGAGGACAUUGUUAAGAAUCUUGUCAUGUGGGAGGUUUGUAUACAUUGUCGUAAAAUCCGUUGUGUGGCGUACAGCCUCGAAGGGAAUAUGCAUUCUCCUUGCAAUCCGGAAUGACUUCCUCAACACUUUGCACGAUCAAGCGACGUCAUACAAAACUUUCUUGAUAAAGUUCAUUGUCCUUACUGCGCAGAGACUUGAUAAUACCUUGGACAGCAAAGCUAAGCGAACGAGAGGCAAUUGCUGUACUUGCAGAGGCUUAUGAGGGGGCCUGUUAUGCAGGUCUGAGACUGAAGGUCGAUGAGGUGCUGAGCAAGGUGCAGAUCGGGAAAGGUUGUUUCACCGAACUCCAAGAAUUGGACAUGAAGCAGGUGGGGAUUGUGUGCUUUGAGUGCCAAGUAGAGAUAAGGAAGAGUGUCACUAUGCCGAUAGCCCCAGCGUUGAUUGAAAAGUGCAUGGCGUCGAGGAUGCUAGCUACAGACAAGAUGUUGUGAUAACUUAUAUGUGUACCACCGUUUGCAGCAGAUUGCCAUGUUGUGCGAUGUUUUAUCGACAGGUACGAUGGUGAAUUACUAUUGUAGCCGCUGAAGAGAUGUGUCGACUGCUCGUAAAGCAGCCUGAGUAGGUGCUCGGAACGACGACCUUUUUUUUUUUUUUUUAAAGCCCUUGGACAAGCCAACUAUCCCAAUGGUGGUGAAAGAACCAUCAGGAUUGGAGGCUUGGGUGGCGGGCUGCUCCAUCUAUUGGUGGGAAACCGGGUCCAGCGUCAACCCAGCUGGAAAACGGGUCAAG